Molecule: messenger RNA, 924 nt
Organism: Rotaria sordida
Lineage: Eukaryota; Metazoa; Rotifera; Eurotatoria; Philodinida; Philodinidae
Source: the annotation of a GenBank genome assembly
AUGAGAGACCACAGGAUUUUGCUGACAUUAGUGUUCUUAAAAAUUGUCAACAACUGUUAUGUUGAUAGUCGUCCAUUGACAUUUAUCGAGCAGCAAGUUCAACUUUGUAUAAAUCAGGAUGUUAAACGGCAACCAGUAAUUAUCGAUACAGAUACAGACGUAGAUGACUUAUGGGCAAUUCAUUAUCUUCUCAAUGUGCCAACUGUUGAUGUCCUUGCAAUAACAACUGUUGGGAAUGGAUAUAGCAAACCGUUUUAUUCGGGAUCAAAUAUUCUUACCUUUCUCGAUUUGAUUGGAUGUUCAAAUGGUAUUGGAGUCGGUUAUGGAGUAAAUCUUCCAUUAAUGUCGUCCGGUUAUAUAAUUCCAUCAUCAUUACUGAAUGCAAUCGAUUCAUAUAUGACGGCUGCUACUUGUCUUAAUCAGUCAGUAAAUAUAUUUCUUCAGCCAUCUCCAUUUGGUGCGAUUGAACUAAUAAAACUAUCAUUGAAAUAUUCAAAAAUACCAGUUGAUAUUUUGAUUCUUGGAACUAUGACAAAUCUUGCUACAGCUAUUAGUGAAGAUCGAUCAAUUAUAUCGAAAAUAGGCUCGGUUUAUUUUUCAGGUGGUCAAUUCAAAUCAAUAAAUUCAUAUCCAUCUCUCGUACCAAAUGUGACACUUCCUAAUUAUCCAGACAGUGAAGAAAAUUCAGACGGUAGCCCGAAUGCUUAUUUGGAUAUGCUUGCCGUACAACGUGUUGGCAUGAGUGGAAUAAAAAAUAUUGUUGCUAUGCCACUAAUCAUACAAAAUACGAUGCCAAUCAAUCUUACCCAACUGAAUGAAACAUUGAAAAGAUUGAAUAUUCAGUUGAAGCCUUUCGUCCUUAACUUCAUAUCAUCAUUUGUAAAAUGUACAAGUCCAAAUCAAACUACCAUCUAUUUGAAGUGA